This is a messenger RNA of Syzygium oleosum, 3629 nucleotides long. RefSeq lists its product as uncharacterized. Gene Ontology annotation, cellular component: chromosome. The transcript has 21 exons. Bases 157 to 3258 code for a protein of 1033 amino acids. The record is from RefSeq and is a predicted model, not a curated record. Lineage: Eukaryota; Viridiplantae; Streptophyta; Magnoliopsida; Myrtales; Myrtaceae. Gene Ontology annotation, biological process: DNA topological change. Gene Ontology annotation, molecular function: DNA topoisomerase type I (single strand cut, ATP-independent) activity; DNA binding.
GAACACCCUGCUCUUCUCCACCGGUGAGCUCGUACGAGUUUCCAUGGCGGAAGUAGAGUUCCAUCUCCCCAACUGAAGUGGACUUAUCUUCUUCAGCGCCGCAUAGUUUCGAUCUCGACACCAACCUGGGAUUCGGUUGGUGGGUCGGAACUGGAGAUGGCGGCGGCCGUGAGAGCGCUGAAGUUGCUGACGCUGUCGUGUCCUUCCGCGCUCAAACCUCCCCAGCCUUCGUGGGUGUGUUGUGGGUUGAUUCCGCUUCGCUCGUCGACCCUCGAAUGGCGGUCCCGUUGCGCCGGAGCCCGUUUCUUGAGGAGCAGCAGCAGCAAGAGCGACGCGUCGGUUCAGGAGACGGCGGCGAAGAAGAAGAAGAAGAAGAAGGGGAAGGGGGAGGGGGAGGGGGACGGUGGGAACGGGAGAGGAGCUACGGCGAUGGAGGCGUUGGUGAAGCGGAGGACGCGUUCGUCGAGGGAGCUCGACGACGAGACGGUCCAGCAGUUGCUCGGCGUCAGCAGCCACAUACCGGUGCUGCUCGGCGAGGUGCUGGAUGUCUUCUCGGGCCCGAAGCUCCGGUCUUUCGCUGAUUGCACUCUCGGCGCCGCCGGCCAUUCUUCCGCUGCUAAGUCAGGCGGAAGUCAUCCUGACUCGAAGGAACUCCUAGAGGCUCCUGCUUCUGCAAAAAAAAGUUCGGGCAAGAAAGUGCGAAAUUCUAAACAAAAAUCUGUGAAGACUUCUGUUGAGCCAAUGGGAGAAAAGAAAGAUCAAGCAAUCAACAAAGUGAGUUCGCCAAGUCAGAGGAUUUUGAAGUCUUUUUAUCCUCCUGAGGGGAGAUCUGUUGUGGUUGUAGAAUCUGUUACAAAAGCAAAGGUUAUUCAAGGCUAUCUUGGUGAUAUGUUUGAAGUUAUUCCAAGCUAUGGCCAUGUAAGGGACUUGGCAGCACGAUCAGGAUCUGUUCGUCCUGAUGAUGACUUUAGUAUGGUCUGGGAGGUGCCAUCUGCUGCUUGGACCCAUCUGAAGAGUAUCAAGGUUGCCCUAAGCGGAGCAGAUAAUCUAAUUCUAGCUUCAGAUCCUGAUCGUGAGGGCGAGGCUAUUGCUUGGCACAUCAUUGAGAUGUUGCAGCAGCAGGAUGCUUUACGUGAUGACAUGACUAUAGCAAGAGUUGUUUUUCAUGAGAUAACUGAAUCAUCCAUCAAGGCUGCUCUGAAGGCACCAAGAGAAAUAGAUGCAAACUUGGUGCAUGCUUACCUUGCACGCCGUGCUCUAGAUUAUCUGAUUGGUUUUAAUAUUUCUCCUAUAUUAUGGAGGAAACUACCAGGUUGCCAGUCAGCCGGGCGAGUCCAAUCUGCUGCUUUAGCACUUGUUUGUGAUCGAGAAAUGGAAAUUGACCAGUUUGUUCCACAAGAGUACUGGAGUUUGGAGGUUGACUUUGAGAGAAGAAGUUUGGAUCCUUCCCUAAAAUCCAUUUCUAUCCCAUCCCGCUUGACAUAUUUUGCUUCGACAAAAUUGAACCAGUUGUCAGUUGGCUCCUAUAUAGAGGCAAAAGAUAUUGAAGAGAAGAUUAGAUCUGAAGGUUUCAAAAUUGUUGCCUCUAAAAGUAACGAGAUGAGAAGGAAUCCUCCGACACCUUACAUCACGUCGACUCUUCAGCAAGAUGCUGCCAAUAAAUUACAUUUUCCAGCCACAUACACUAUGAAGCUUGCACAAAAGCUUUACGAAGGGGUACAGUUAUCAGAUGGCAAGGCAGUUGGUUUGAUAACAUACAUCAGAACUGAUGGUUUACAUAUAUCUGAGGAGGCUGUGAAGGAUAUACGCUCUUUGGUGAUUGACAGGUAUGGGUCAGAUUUUGCAGCAGAGGCUGCACGCAAGUACUUUAAGAAGGUGAAGAAUGCUCAAGAAGCUCAUGAAGCAAUUAGACCAACUGAUAUCCGGAGGUUGCCAUCAUCGCUAGUUAAUAUACUUGAUGAAGAUUCUUUGAAGUUGUACACUCUUAUCUGGUCUCGUACUAUCGCAUGCCAAAUGGAACCUGCUGUAAUUAAUCAGAUUCAUGUGGAGAUUAAGAAUGCUGAUGGGUCUAUUGUGUUGAAUACUUCAAGCUCGAAAAUUGAAUUUCUUGGUUACCAGGCAGUUUUCAAGGAUGUGGAAGCGGAAACAGUGAGGUCUAAAGAAAAUGAAGGGAAUGAACGUGAUGAAGCUUUUGAAGUACUGAGCUCUCUGAAGGUUGGAGAUUUACUGACUCUCAGUGAUGUGCGAUCCAAGCAACACUACACUCAGCCUCCAUCGCGCUACUCAGAGGGUGCAUUAGUUAAGAAGCUGGAAGAGCUUGGAAUCGGGAGGCCGUGUACAUACGCGAGCACACUGAAAGUGCUGCAGGACAGAAAUUAUGUGACAGUAAAAGCCCGUGUCCUACAUCCUGAAUUUCGUGGCCGCAUGGUGUCAGCAUUUCUUUCUCACCAUUUUUCUGAGGUCACGGACUAUAGCUUUACUGCUGAUAUGGAGACUGAGCUCGAUAAUGUGUCAGCUGGUUUAACAGAGUGGAAAGGUCUCCUGAAAGAUUAUUGGGCACGAUUUAGCUCAUAUUGCAACCGCACUGCUACUGUUCAUAUUCAUCAGGUGGAGAAGAUGUUGGAGAAGACAUUUGGGGACUUUUUAUUUGCUUCUCUUCGUGAUAAAAGUAGGAAGUGUCCAAGUUGUAUGGAGGGCACUUUGAUAUUUAAAGUAAGCAGGUUUGGUGCUGGCUACUUUAUAGGUUGUGAUCAGCACCCUAAGUGCAAGUAUAUUGCUAAGACACUAUACGGUGAUGAAGAAGAAGAAGAUGCUACUCCUCAGACUAACAACUCAAUCGAAGAGCCAAAACUUCUGGGUCUUCAUCCAGGUUCCAAUGAAAAGAUUCUUCUUAAGAAUGGUCCAUAUGGAUAUUAUGUACAACUUGGUGAAGAUAGGAAGGGGUACAUUCCGAAAAGAGCCUCUAUUUCUCAGACAAAGGAGGUGGAUUCUAUUACCAUUGAGGAUGCUCUUGAGCUGUUUCGAUAUCCUGUGACGUUGGGUAACCAUCCGAAGGAUGGGCAGCCUGUGAUUUUGAAGCUUUCAAAGGUUGGAUUUACCGUCAGACAUAGACGCACAAUGGCUUCUGUUCCUAAGAACCUCAAGCCAGCGGAUGUCACUAUGGAGAAAGCCUUAGAGCUAUUAUCAGGGAAGGAUGUAAGACGCAGUGGCCGACCUAAGAAUAAGCCGAAAAUCGAAGAAGCUCUGGAGGUCUUUUAGCUUUGGGAAAAAGAAAAUCAGAAAGAACACAAAUGCAUUGGUCAAUCGACCCUUUCGAGAAGUUAUCGUGCCGAUUGGUUCCCUUCUGAUCCCUUGUCAUUGGUCGCGGGAGAUGAUGUUAGAACCGUGAUGGCACCGGGGAUAUGUAGAAGAUGAGAGAAUGUGUACAGAGAUGUAUCCACAUUUGGAUAUAUGCAUAAUUGUAGGGGCUGAAUUGCGGUGUCCUAGGGGCCUAUUUGUGUUCAACCUUUGUAAGCGUUUGGAGACAAUUAGAGACAACGGUUACAAUUUUGGGUGUAGGGAAAUGGGUUGACCAACAAUAACACCAAAUAAGAGUAUACAAAAAUUGAUCAUAUAAUGUUUUUGCUUCA